AUGGACAAGAUCGCUGCUCUCGAGCCUGUCCGACUCUAUGCCUCUCCUUCUACCACCGCCAGUCGCCUUCUCUCCAAGGCUUCUCAUCCUUUCGCCAGCUUUCCCACGACACCUGUUAAGGGUCCCGCAAACUUCGAGUUCAUAGGACGUCUCCCUGUCGACCUUCACAUCCUUAUACUUUAUCAUAUCUCCGUCCCCGACCUCCCUUCUUACUCCCGUUCUUCUCGUGCACUUGCAAACCUUGCCAAGGACGAGCGUGUAUGGGAAGUACGCUGGAAUGCUUUUGGCGUCGACAAACAUAAGCUCAGUGAUGUUCUCGAUGACCUCGAGGAGCACGCGAAAGCCAAGAAUGCGGUGACAAGAGGACAGGCUCCGCCCACUCUCCCCGUGGAUGUUCCGGAUGACGAAUUCGGUGACUUUGCUGCAGUUAGUGCACAGGCAGACGAAAUGGGCGACUUCGUCGGUGCAUUGAGUGCAGCCACCUCGAGUAGUCCCCGGUCAGCUAGCUACAUCAUUACUCCACCGAAACCGACCUUUCGCUCACGGUAUGUUCGUGCCCAUACCCUCCUCAAGCCUCUGGUUCCCGCUCUUUCUUCUCCACCCCAUGCUGUUCUGUCAGCCCUCUUCCCCGCACCUGCCCCAUCACUUCAUCGUCAGGCCCAUACACUGCGCCUUCUUUCCCUCUUUCUUUCUCCGCGCGUUAAACCUUUGCGUGGUUGGGGUACCCUCAGAGGUGCACUCAGAGCCUCCAUAGACCGGUUUGAGGAUGGCCUGCUCAGCGCGUUCGACGUCGCGGACGGCAAAGAUGACGAAACUGGCAUGAGGCAAGCUGCAGAGGCAAGCUGGGAGGUGUGGGACGGCUCCGGCGACGAAUGGGAAUUGGGAAGAGUGUGGGCCGAGAAGCGGGAGAUAUUUUACGAGCAGAGUAAGUGGAAGCCGCUGGAUAACUUUACAAACGAUGGCCAGCUGAACUUCGAUGCGAUGGAUUCUUUCAUGACGGAGGUCUUGGCGGCGCUCGAGGAACACGGCUCGCGGGCAGUGCGAGUGUUUCCCCCUGCGACUAACGUUCUCAUCUCAUUCUCAGAGCGCCUUGCCGACGAAGUCGUGAAUAUAUCCACGCUCUUCUGGAACGCGCUCGUGAACUCUCCAACGAGACCUUCCUGA
Molecule: messenger RNA, 1164 nt
Organism: Sparassis crispa
Lineage: Eukaryota; Fungi; Basidiomycota; Agaricomycetes; Polyporales; Sparassidaceae
Exons: 3
Coding region: 1-1164 (387 amino acids)
Molecular function (GO): protein binding
Source: RefSeq, a predicted model, not a curated record